This is a messenger RNA of Ricinus communis (castor bean), 2565 nucleotides long. Its product is annotated as LOB domain-containing protein 36. Bases 1198 to 2130 code for a protein of 310 amino acids. Lineage: Eukaryota; Viridiplantae; Streptophyta; Magnoliopsida; Malpighiales; Euphorbiaceae. The record is from RefSeq and is a predicted model, not a curated record. The transcript is spliced from 3 exons.
AAAUAUUAUUGCUGUUUAAAGUAUGGAUACAACAAGCUCUCAAGUAAAUAUAUCACUGCUUGCAUGUACCCAACUAUUAGAUGAGUGAAAAUACAUUUAAGUUUACCACACUUAAUUUAAAUUUUAUAAUAAUUAUGUAUUUAUUAUUUAUCUAGCCAUUGAGUUUGAUACACUCAAUGAAUUAAGUUAUGCAACAAUAUAAUUUAAAAAGAAAAAAGAUAUUCCUUUACAGGAAAUUAGUAUGAUUAACUUUUACUUAUAAUCUAAUUAAAACAAGGUAAUUCUUGUAGCCAAACAAAAAAGAAAAAAAUGGUAAGCAUGAUUUGCGAUGAUCUAAACAAAUUGAGAAAUAAAUAUACAUAUCACGUUUUCUUUAUAUAAAUUAAAAUUGGGAAAUUUAACUAGAGGCCAGGAUUUUCAAAGUGUUUUAUAUAUAUAUUUAAAAAAAUUAUAUAAAAAUGAAAAGAAAAUUAUAGAUAAAAACAAAAGAGGAAAAGAAAAGCCACAACCACCAAAAGAAUAUGUAUUAAAAAACUAGUCCUAUAUAACAAGCAAUUGAAUAGGCUCUGCAGAACAUCAACAGCAACAUCAGAAGUAGUAGCAGACACAACAAGCAUAACACAAGCUCUUUUACAUACCCAUUCCUCCUUUUUGUCUCCUCAGGUUUUUUUUUUUUUUUUUUUUUUUGUGGGUUCACUCAGGUUUCUUUAAAGCCCUUCUUUAGGGUCCCUCUCUUUGUCUGACCUCACUAGCCUCUUUCACUUCUCUCUGUUUACACCUGUAUAAGCCCUUCUGUUAACAUUUGUACGUUAAUCUUUUUUUUUUUUGUUUUGUUUUGCUUUUCAAAGAUUAUUUUACCAUUUAUACCCUUUCUUUUUGUAAUCUUUCUUCUGGUAUAUUCAUAUAUAUGGAAAGGUCGAUCUUGAUCUUGUUGUUUUAGGUGGUCCGAAGAUCAAGGGAUUUUUAGUAUUUUCAGUUUUGGCAAGCAAGAAAAAGGAAAAAUAAUGCAUCUUUCAAGAUCCAUUUAGGAACCUUUUUUGUUUUCUUGAAUUUCAUGAUGAUGAUGAUGAUGAUGAUGGUGAUGGUGAUGGUGAUAAAGAAGAAGAAGACAGAGACAGAGACAGCUAUAUAGAGACACACAGACAGAGUUUAUCAAUAAAAUUUCUCUUCUUUUCCGUUUUAUAUUUUCCUGAGAAAAUGUCAACACCAAUUUCACCAUGUGCAGCUUGCAAACUUCAAAGGCGAAAAUGCACUCAAGACUGCGUAUUUGCACCAUAUUUCCCACCAGAUCAGCCUCAAAAGUUUGCUAAUUUACACAAAGUAUUUGGGGCAAGCAAUGUGGCUAAACUUCUCAAUGAACUCAACACAGCACAACGCGAAGAUGCUGUGAAUUCUCUUGCUUAUGAAGCAGAAGCUCGUCUUCGCGACCCGGUAUAUGGCUGUGUUGGUCUAAUUUCAAUCCUUCAACACAGGCUAAAAGAAUUGCAAAGUGAUCUUUAUAAUGCCAAGAAAGAACUUGCACAGUAUAUCGGUCCUCAAGCAAUGCUUACUACACUUCCAGCCCCAACUUUUAUGGGUCAACCGCAUCUGGGUAAUCCAUCUUCCUCGCUGAUUCAACAUAACGCAUUGCCUAUUAUGGGCGGCAUACCUGCUGGGACCGUACAUGGCCAUGGCGGGCCAUUGAUGAUACGCGAGCCCCAGCAGCAGCAACAGCAGCAUCAAAUCUUUGAGGCUCAACAGUUGGCUGCUGCUUUGGCUGCAAGAGAGCAGCAAGAAAUGCUUAGGGCUUAUGAGCAGCAGCAGCAGCAGCAGCAAGAGAUUGUGAGGUUUAAUAGGGGUUAUGAUGUGCAAGAUCCAGUUCAUAAUAAUACCGCCGGGUUUAAUCAGAUUACUGUUGCUGCAAUGUCACCUUCUUUAGCUUUAGGAAGUUUUGAUACUCCUUAUCAGAUUCAGUCACAGCCAUUGGAUCAUCAGCAGCAGCACCAGCUUCAAGCACAGCUUUUUCUUCAGCCAACAAAGGUAGAGACUCCGCCACAACAACAGCAUCAGUUUCAACAAACCCAACAACAGCAGCAGCAGCAGCAACGGUCUGGAAGUGAUGAGGGUGGGAGCAUAGGCCCAUCUUGUUGAUGUUACUUUUGUUUUGUUUUAUUAUUUUACCAGCUCUUCAUCUGCCACUUAUUCUAAUUCCUUUGAAGCAAAUUUCCAUUCUAGUUAGGUCAUAAAUGCCAGAUGCAAAUGAACAUAAAGAGAGAGAAAGAGAGAUUAAUUAACAACUGUGAUCUGAAGUCAGCAUUAUUAAUUUUUGGGGUUUGAAGAAGAAGAAGAGGAAGAAGAAGACUUUGUGGGAAGUGAUAACAUUUUGAAAUGUAGGAUCUGCAUUGAAUUUCGAGUACAGCUCUUUUCCUUUUUCAUUUGGUAGAGAGAUUAGAGAUGCUUAGUCCUUUUUUUAUUGCAAAAACUAUGCUUAACCAUAUAUAUGUAUAUCAGAACUUAUUAAGUUCUUUGUCUAAAGCUUUUAUAACCAAAAUUAUUAGUGGAUAUGAAUUGAGUGAUAUUUGCUCA